Molecule: messenger RNA, 428 nt
Organism: Impatiens glandulifera
Lineage: Eukaryota; Viridiplantae; Streptophyta; Magnoliopsida; Ericales; Balsaminaceae
Exons: 3
Coding region: 115-387 (90 amino acids)
Source: RefSeq, a predicted model, not a curated record
AAACGGACGAGUUUGGAAUAAAUAAAGCUUUCAGACAUAACAUUCAUCUGUAUCUCCGCCGUGGGGCUUUUCGAUCGGAGCAAACAAGCUCUCCUUUGUGUUCAUUCAUCUUCCAUGGGCGAGGAUAGGAAGCCAACUUGGAAGACCGUACCUCAAUUUGGAGGGUGGGAUCAGAAUCAUGGGGGAGAUGGCGGUUAUACCAACUACUCCGUGGUGUUCUCGCGAGCACGGGAAAACAAGAAACAACAGAUGACUAACAUUCCUCGCCCCACCUUUGAAUUUCAACAGGAGAUUGUUAAACCCGAGAGAUGGCACCACGAAGAAGACAAUUAUGUUAUGAGGAAAAAGAAGAAGCGAUCUUGCCUUACUUGUUGUAUAAGUCCUUGACAUUAUUUUUCAUAAAUACAAUCACACUAUAAAGUUCUUAU